GGGGAGGGGCGUCCUGACCCUAGGAAGGUUACAGGCAUGCUUUAUACUGGCGGUUUCCUGGUACAGUGAUCAGGCUGUAGUGUCUGAUGACAGAUAACCACAAUAAUUAUAGCGAUUAGUUUACGUUCUUUCCCAUGGAUUCUGGCAAAGCAGAAGAACCCUUUCUGCGGCAUGUUGAAAAAGAUGUGCUGAUUCCCAAGAUUAUGCGGGAGAAGGCCCGAGUACUGUGCUCUGAAAAAGUAGAUGCUUUCUCAAAAUGUUGCCAAGAAACUGGUUUUCUGAUGGUGGUGAAAUGUCGAGAUGAAAAUAGAGCAUUGAAGGAAUGUCUUACAGAACAAUACAGCGAUCCUGCUUUAUAUGAAGAAUGUAAACAAGAAUAUUUAAAAGAGAGAGAAGAGUUCAGAAAAACAGGAAUUCCUUCAAAGAAACGGGAACAGAAAGUACCAACCAGCAUGUAGUGUUGUGAUAAAUUAUAUGUAAUAUGUUUGUGAGACUUUACAGUAUCUUCAAUAAAAAUUAGUAUUUUUCAGUU
Molecule: messenger RNA, 532 nt
Organism: Spea bombifrons (plains spadefoot toad)
Lineage: Eukaryota; Metazoa; Chordata; Amphibia; Anura; Pelobatidae
Gene: CMC1
Product: C-X9-C motif containing 1
Exons: 4
Coding region: 135-458 (107 amino acids)
Cellular component (GO): mitochondrion
Source: RefSeq, a predicted model, not a curated record